Molecule: messenger RNA, 1693 nt
Organism: Euleptes europaea (tarantolino)
Lineage: Eukaryota; Metazoa; Chordata; Lepidosauria; Squamata; Sphaerodactylidae
Gene: SNX2
Product: sorting nexin 2
Exons: 15
Coding region: 14-1570 (518 amino acids)
Biological process (GO): early endosome to Golgi transport; intracellular protein transport
Cellular component (GO): retromer complex; endosome membrane; endosome
Molecular function (GO): phosphatidylinositol binding
Source: RefSeq, a predicted model, not a curated record
GAGGGGGAAUAAGAUGGCGGCGGAACGGGAGCCCCCUCCGCUGGGGGACGGCAGGCAGACCGAGGCGGAGGAGCUGGAGGACGGCGAGGACCUCUUCACCAGCACCGUGUCGACGCUGGAGUCCAGCCCGUCAUCUCCAGAACCAGCCAGUCUUCCUGCCGAAGACAUCAGCACAAAUUCGAAUGGUCCGAAGCCUGCGGAAAUCAUCCUGGAUGACGACAGGGAAGACCUUUUUGCUGAAGCCACAGAGGAGGUUUCUCUGGAUAGCCCAGAAAGGGAACUGAUACUCUCUUCAGAUUCUACUCCUGCUGUUACUCCCGUGACGCCUACACUAGUAGCACCCAGAAUGGAGUCCAAAACUAUAGCAGUCCCUGUGGAUUUCGAUAGAUCCAGAGAAGAGAUUGAAGAGGAGGCCAAUGGGGACGUGUUCGAUAUUGAAAUUAAUGUGUCUGACCCAGAGAAAGUCGGUGAUGGUAUGAAUGCUUACAUGGCCUAUAGAGUAACAACAAAGACUAGUCUGUCCAUGUUUCACAAAAAUGAGUUCUCUGUAAAACGAAGAUUCAGUGACUUCCUUGGUUUGCACAGCAAAUUAACUUCAAAAUACCUGCACGUUGGGUACAUUGUGCCUCCAGCGCCGGAGAAAAGUAUUGUCGGCAUGACCAAGGUAAAAGUAGGCAAAGAAGAUUCAUCGUCAACAGAAUUUGUAGAAAAAAGAAGAGCAGCGCUAGAAAGGUAUCUACAACGAACAGUAAAACACCCAACCUUGUUACAGGAUCCUGAUUUAAGGCAGUUUUUGGAAAGUUCUGAGCUGCCGAGAGCAGUGAGCACCCAGGCCCUGAGCGGAGCGGGGCUGCUGAGGAUGGUCAACAAGGCUGCCGAUGCCGUUAACAAAAUGACAAUCAAGAUGAACGAAUCAGAUGCGUGGUUUGAGGAAAAGCAGCAACAAUUUGAAAAUCUGGAUCAGCAACUUCGGAAGCUUCAUGGCAGCGUGGAAGCCUUGGUCUGCCACAGGAAAGAGCUUUCAGCCAACACAGCUGCCUUUGCUAAAAGCGCCGCCAUGCUGGGAAACUCUGAAGACCAUACGGCUUUAUCGAGAGCUUUGUCGCAGCUGGCUGAAGUGGAGGAGAAAAUUGACCAAUUGCAUCAAGAGCAAGCUUUUGCUGAUUUCUAUGUCUUUUCCGAGCUGCUGAGUGACUAUAUUCGCCUUAUCGGUGCGGUAAAAGGGGUGUUCGAUCACCGGAUGAAGUGCUGGCAGAAGUGGCAGGACGCGCAGGUCAUGCUGCAGAAGAAACGGGAAGCCGAAGCGAAGCUCCAGCUGGCCAACAAACCGGACAAGCUGCAGCAAGCCAAGGAUGAAAUCAAGGAGUGGGAAUCCAAGGUUCAACAAGGAGAGCGGGAUUUUGAACAAAUCUCCAAAACAAUACGUAAAGAAGUAGGAAGAUUCGAGGCACACCGUGUGAGAGAUUUCAAAACUGUUAUAAUCAAGUAUUUGGAAUCGUUAGUACAAACACAACAGCAGCUCAUAAAAUAUUGGGAGGCAUUCCUACCUGAAGCCAAAGCCAUCGCCUAGCAAGAAGACCGUUUCUCGUAUGAAGACUCUCUGGGUGUCCGUCCCAACCGAGCUAAACUCCACAGUGAAAUCACUAUAAAAUCAUCCAAAUAAACCACUAUAUAUUUUAUGAAUUAACAUGUG